Messenger RNA from Staurois parvus, 275 nucleotides. The record is from the annotation of a GenBank genome assembly. Lineage: Eukaryota; Metazoa; Chordata; Amphibia; Anura; Ranidae.
AUCAGGGGUGGACUGACCAUUUGGAAACUCGGGCACUGUCCGAGGGCCUGGGGUCAGUAGGGGGCCCCAUGAGAUGCCCCUGGUACCUUUUUCAUAGGCUUUUUUGAGUUUGGACAAGAACACAGGGGCCCCAUGAUCCCCUAUUGCCCGGGGGCCCCAUGAGUUGUCAGUCCGCCCCUGCUUCACUUCUAGUGUACGGACUUUGUUGUAUUCUUUCCACAUACAGUUGUGUUCACAAUAAUAUCCGUGUGAUGAUAAAAGUGACUGAAGCUGCA